Molecule: messenger RNA, 2350 nt
Organism: Ciona intestinalis (vase tunicate)
Lineage: Eukaryota; Metazoa; Chordata; Ascidiacea; Phlebobranchia; Cionidae
Source: RefSeq, a predicted model, not a curated record
UUUGUCUUUGUUGUUAUUAAACUUCAGUUAUGUCUGGAAAUGACAAUAUUGAUCCAACCACGGAGACGAAUGCAGAAAUAAGUGAAAAUGAAAAGCCAGAAGAAAAGGAAGAGUCAUUUGUGGAAAAAAUGGACGACAUGUUUAAAUUUAGUCUUGCCAGUUUUUCUGCUAUUUCGUUAUGCUUAUUGUACGACACACCAAAUAACAAGGAUUACAGGCACAGCUUCAUUGAUUCUUUGGUUAGCCAUCUUUCUUUAUCCAGUGGUGUAGGAAACACAAUGAAAGCCUUAUCUGACAAUGACAUUUCACAAGAAUCCGAUGUUUUCAUUCAAAUUAUAAUUUCAGACAAGUGUAUGAAGGAAAACCGACUGAACCUUGUUAAAGAUUUAGUCCACUGGUGUGUGACAUCAUCUGGUGGGAAAUAUGAUUCACGAUCACGGUUUCUCUUACGUCACAUGACUUGGCAACUUCACGUGAAGUUAGAGGACCUGGAAGAUGUAGAAGAGACAUUGAUUAAGAUGUUGAGGGAACAAACGGAGAAGGAGAAAUUAGAGAAUGACUCUGUUCGUGCAAAAAAGGCUCGAAAUCAAAAAAUUAAACGGUUUGCUCUGGUUGGUCUAGCUGCUGCAGGAGGAGGGGCUUUGAUUGGUUUGACUGGUGGUCUUGCAGCGCCUCUAGUGGCUGCUGGUGCAGGAGCGAUUAUUGGAGGAACAUCCGCAGCUGUUCUCGGAUCUGUUGCUGGGAUCGCUGUCAUCACUUCCUUAUUUGGUGCUGGAGGAGCAGGAUUAGCGGGAUAUAAGAUGAAGAGAAGAGUUGGAGGGAUCGAUCAGUUCUUCUUCUCUCCUCUCACCAGCUCGGAUCAGCUAUCCCUCACUAUUACUAUCUCAGGAUGGUUGUCAGGAGAUAAUGAGAGCAACUUCUUUGACGUAUGGAGCCACAUAAACCAGUCAAGGGAGCAGUACAGCAUAGUGUGGGAGUCAGAGCACUUGAUGAGGCUUGGUAAUGCAUUUGAAUAUAUUCUUGAAGGAAUUAUGAGUUAUGCUGCUACUGAGGCACUAAAGUACACAGCAUUGGCAGGUUUGUUAGCAGCCAUAGCAUGGCCCGCUACAUUAGUUUCAGCUGCUGGUGUCAUUGACAAUCCAUGGAGUGUAUGUUUACAAAGAUCAGUACAGGUUGGGAGACAACUUGCAGAAGUUUUGUUAGCAAGAGAGCAUGGGCAGCGACCGGUUACUUUGAUAGGAUACAGUCUUGGAGCGAGAGUGAUUUACUUUUGUUUGGAAGAAAUGGCAAAACGAAAAAAGCACAGCGGAAUAAUUGAAGACAUUUACUUACUUGGUGCUCCAGUAAGUGGGAAGGUGGAAGAUUGGAAAAAGUUUUCAAGUGUUGUAGCUGGACAUAUUACCAAUGGCUACUGCAGAACAGACUGGUUGCUUCGGUUUCUUUACCGCACUAGUUCCCGCCAUACUGAAAUUGCUGGUCUUCAACCUAUUGCUUGGGAAAAUCGCAGAAUGAUCAAUAUUGACUUGAGCUCAAUCAUUGAAGGUCACCUUGAUUAUGCAAAGAACAUGAAUGCUGUGUUGGCAGCAGUUGGUGUUAGAACACGGAAAACCUUCAACAAUGAAGCAAAGAGUUCAAUCAGUUUGCCGAACAUGGCAGCAACUGCCACAGUUGAUUUGCCGGUCUCCAGCAAAUCCUGUGCUGAUAUCGGUGCUUUAGGUGAAGCUAAAGUAGAUAAAAAGGAAGAAACCAAAACAAAUGAAACCUUGGAAUCUGAAAGUAGUGCAGAUGAAAGCAAAAGUCAAGAAUGUUCUGAUACUCCAGCGCGGAAAGUUUAGUGGAAAAAUUUAUUUUUUUAUAUACGCUCUUAAAAGCUUUGCUUCAUACUUUUAAUUAUGUUUUUUAAAUUAGGUUUGGCUUCCACUUCACAAAAAAACAAUCGAUUUAUGAAACCAAAAGAAAAGUUUGCAUUUUUAAAGUAAAACUUAUGCUAAUUUCUCAAUUUUGAUUAGUCUGCAACAAAAUAAUUUUGAAAAAACCUUUAAAAAUUGGGAAAAGAAUAUUUGGUUUCUUUUUAAUACAUUAGGUUUUGUUUUUAUUAGUCUCUACAGUGUCUUUUUACAUUAGAUUAUGCCUUGCAAAUGUUAGGUGUUACCAAUUUGACCUGUAAAUUUAAAUUAACGUGUUUAGACAUUUUUGCGCUUACUGUACUAUCGGUAUUGUUAAUUCCAUUUUUUCGUACUGGUGUUUGCCAUUUGGUGUAUCUCAUUUUUUGCAACUGUGCAAUAUGUUUUAUAUUCUCUUUCAUUGUUUAUGAAGCAACAUUUAAGGAAAUAAAUUGUUCCUAAAUGUA